AUGUCAUUUGAUUCAAUAUCAGCUGGUGCGACGGGAUGUUUUCCCCGUCGUGCUCAUACGAUCAAUGCGACUGAUGAUGCACACACGCAUACAGUUGCUGUUUACAUGCACAGUUUUAAUCCGGACUGUGAGAAUGAUACAGUACAUUUGGAGGUUCAUAAGAGAUGCACAACAGAGGAAUUGAUUGAGAAAGUGUUAGCUGGAAGGGCAGAACUGGAAGGUCAAUCCGUUCAAGACUUUGAUUUAUUCGAAAUGAUGGGCACUCCAGAUGGCCAAACAUACAAAGAACGACGUCUUGAUCCUGGAGAAUAUCCUGUAGCCGUCCAAGCCAUCUGGUCACGUCUCCCGGUUGUCGUCGAUAGUGCAACACCGAAGAAUCGAUUCGUUUUCCGGCAUCGCGGAUAUCGAGCAGCAACCGGGGGGACACGAUUCGGAAGUGCCGAAGUGGCCAGUUCGAUUGAUGCGUUUUUGACAAAGUUUCUGGUUCAGCCACAGGACCGUGAAUACGCGGAUCUUUGUAUGCUACCCGAGUUAACCGAACAGACUCUUCUCGACAACUUACGGGAAAGAUUCGCCAAUGGACACAUCUACACGUACAUUGGACCAAUUCUUGUCGCUGUGAAUCCAUUUUGUUUCUUUCCAAUUUACAACCCAAAAUAUGCGAGACUGUAUUUUCAAAGCAAGCGGCUUGGAUCACUUCCACCUCAUAUUUUUGCGAUUGCAGAUGUCUGUUAUCAUAACAUGCUGCGUAUCAAAGAGAACCAAUGCGUCGUGAUAUCCGGAGAAAGUGGAUCUGGAAAAACUGAGUCAACGAAUCAUUUGAUGUCUCAUUUGAUCUCACUGUCUCAGAAAGGGUCGACUGGAUGUAGUACUGAGCAGACCCUUCUCUCUGCUGGUCCAGUUCUGGAAGCAUUCGGAAAUGCGGUCACUUUGACUAAUAACAAUAGUAGUCGAUUUGGAAAGUUUAUUAAGAUUAAUUAUCGAGAGAAUGGAAUGGUUUCCGGGGCCAACGUGGAGAUUUAUCUGCUGGAGAAGUCUCGAAUUAUUUUUCAAACGAAAGGAGAGAGAAACUACCACGUCUUCUACUACCUUCUGGAGGGAGCAGAUGAAGAGGAACGGAAGAAAUAUUUCCUUCUGAAGCCUCAUGACUACAAGUACUUGAAUCAGGCAAGAGUAAACGAGAGAAAUGAAUUCGAUCGGUUGAGACAUGCGAUGAGUUCUGUUGGAUUCUGUGCGAAGACUCAGCAGACGAUAUUUGGAAUUAUUUCGGCAGUUUUGUUACUUGGAAAUAUUACUUAUAUCAAGAGACACGGCUACCAUAGCGAUGAAAGUGGAUACAUUGAGAAUGAGGAAGUGGUGGAUCUAGUGGCAAAUUUGUUGCAUAUCAAAACGGAUACUUUGAUGCAAGCAUUGACUAUGAAGCGACAUGUGAUGAAGACGGAGACAGUGGUUUUGAGAUAUAGUGUGUCGGAGGCUACCAACACCCGCGAUGCCAUGGCCAAAUGUAUCUACAACUCCCUCUUUCAUUACAUCGUUUUGAGGAUAAAUCAAGCACUUUUGAAGAAAGAUUUCUCGGCGGGAAAAGGAUAUUAUAUAGGAAUCCUCGACAUAUUCGGGUUCGAAGACGUCGGCUCCCAGUGCAAUAGUUUCGAGCAGUUGUGUAUUAAUUACGCAAAUGAGAAACUUCAAUCCUACUUUAAUCAACAUAUUUUUCAAUUCGAACAAGAGGAAUAUUUGAAAGAAGGCAUCUCGUGGACCAAUAUUGAGUAUACGGAUAAUACCGAGUGUGUGCAGUUGUUUCAGAGUAAACCUUACGGAAUUCUUCGACUAAUAGACGAGGAAAGUAACAUUAAUAAUGGAACUGACGACUCCAUGCUGGCGAAGUUGAACCAGUUUUUGAAGAACAACGAAUACUACGAGACACCACAGAAGAAAGAGCCGGCAUUCAUCGUGGCUCAUUACGCGGGAAAAGUGAAGUAUCAGAUUACGGGAUUCCGAGAAAAAAACAAGGACUUGAUGAGACAAGAUGUGCUGAACGCUCUGAAAUCCAGCACAAGUUCUGUGAUGAAGACACUUUUGGGUAUUGACCCGGUGGCUGUUCAUCGGUGGAAUGUGGUUCGAAGUGUAUUCAGAGCAAUGAAUGCAUUCAAGCAGUCUGCGAAGAAGUUGCAGAAGAGUGAAUCCGCUGGCCAUCUCCGAGUUAUGGAUUCCAUCGUGACAUCACCUCGUCGUGGAUCCGACUCCGCCCUUUCCGCAUUCCUACGUGGAGAACUCCGUUGCGAAGUACCAGAUUUCUGUGAUACCAGUAUGUUCAACACGAUUAGAAAUCAAGCGAGACGGACGCCUGCUGGGAAAUCUGAUGAUAAAAUGAGUCUUCUGAAGUCUUUGCAAAUACUGAAAGAGGCGAUUGGAGGGAGACGACUUGCGAAGAAACCGUCAUCUGUGUCCAAACAAUUCGAGUAUUCAUUGACGAGGUUGAUGAGUACACUGGCAAAUGCGACGCCCUAUUUUAUAAGGUGUAUCAAGAGUAAUAAUGAUAAGAUUGCCAACCACUUCGAUGACAAUAUAAUCCUCCGCCAACUCCGUUACACCGGAAUGCUUGAAACUGUCAGAAUCCGUCGUGCCGGAUAUUCCGUCAGAAUCGAGUACCCGAGCUUCGUUCAACAAUACCGUAUCCUCCUCAGAAACGGGCGGGAUAGUACUGUAGAUGACGUGAAAGAGUUUGUUCAUUCCCAUCCAUCAAUCGAUAAUGACAAUAUCCAGUAUGGAAUUCAUAAGAUAUUUAUGAGAGAUGCUGAGAAAUUGAUACUGGAUGAUCACUUACAUCGGACGAUUAUGCAGAGUAUUGACACGUUGCAAAGAUGGUUUCGAACUAUGUUGGCAAGGAAGAGAUAUCUGAGAAUGAAGGAGGGAAUUAUCAAGAUUCAAGCACUAAUAAGAGGCUCGAUAGCUAGAAAUGAAGUGAGGAGGAAGGCGUUGGCAGCUCAGACAAUUCAAUGCAACUGGAAAACUUAUAAGGAAAGACGGAAGUAUUUAUCGACGAGAGCCGCCGUGAUAGGGAUACAAUCUGCAUUCCGAGGCGCGGCGAUUCGAAAGAAAAUUGCGGAAAUUCCAAAGAAUAAUGGGAAUGGAGGAGUGAAUAAUAUCAAGAAAUCACCGUUUAGAGUCAGAAAAGUUCAUGCUGUCAAUCUGACGAAAUUCGAUUUGAAUGACCCGAAUUCCCUUGCUGCAUUUGCACUUUCUGAUGAUGAUUCGGAUAGUGAUAAGUCAACUCAGGAUGGAUUGGAUGAUGAUAUUUCAGAGGAGAGUGAUGCGUUUCAAGAUGAUGACGCCGUCGAUGUGGAUGCAACUUUUAUUCUAGAAGACACAAAACUGAAAUUAAUCGAAGGAGCAGAUUUAUCACAUCAUAGAAGACAAUCACUUGCUCCAACAGCUUCAACGACUAAAUUGAAAAUGUUAAGAAGAGCAAAUAGUACGGAAUCGAAUAACUUCUCCGUCUCGAGAUGUGAUGACUCGUUUACAUUUCAGCUCAGUCCAACUCACUCGAAAAAGAAGACAGCAGGCGCCGGAAAAUUGGGAUUCCAAAAAGCGAAAAAGAACUUGAAAGCGUUAUUUGGAAGGAAGGAAGACGAGGAAGAACCGUCACCUGGACCGAGUUUUUCGAGUGAAUUAACUCCUGAUGUAUUCAUUGCAAAGGAGCAUCAAUUCAAGAUGUCACGUCUUCAUAGACAGGAAAUUUGUGCUCUUUGUAACAGGCAUCUCACGAAUUUUAUAUCACAGGCGCAUAAGUGUCAGAGAUGUAAAAUGUGUCUUCACAAGGAAUGUUUCGUGUUCGCCUCAUCGAUUCCUUGUAACCCGACGUCUCCAGUUCGAUCACCAACACGCCUACAUUCACCGAAAAGGCCGUGGGAUUUGAUGCCCCACAAACAGCGGCAGUCUUCAUCUCCAAUUCCGACUGGAACUUUCAGCUUAACCAAAACAAAACAACAGACGGAUCCUGGAAAUAUGGUAGUCGAAUCAACAGAAGAUCUCCGUCAAUUCAGUGUUUUCAUUUUCAACAAGACGUCUGGGUUGGCUGGAAGUGCGACGAAAAGGGAUACGGUAGUGGAUGCCGUAUUCAAAAAGUCUCUCAGAGCAUUCCACAUGGAGCUGUUAGGUUAUGAAGCUGUAUUAUCGGUCGAUCAAUCCGUUCUGAAAUACCGUGACGUCAUCACAAUGUUCGAGGGACUCCUUACAAAAACGUGUAUGGAAGAGAAUGUUUCCUUCCCGACAACUCUCGGAGUCAAUGCAUUCAGAGGGUUUUUGAAUGAAUUCAUGCAUACGCAGUCGAAGAAAAAACGAGGAAAAGAGAAGUCGUCGAUGAUAAAGGUCCACGCUGGUCACAGAUUCCGUGCUGACGUUGUCCACGUCCCCACUUACUGUGAAGUAUGUAAUCAACUCAUCUGGCACCACGAGAAGCUAUUCAUUUGUGUCGCCUGCCGGAUUUCUUGUCACAAAAAAUGUCAGCCGAAAGUGACGCAUCCGUGUCAUUUAAUUGGGAAGACUAUUGAUCCGCAGACAAAUGGCGGCAGAUUUUUCGGAGCAUCACUAACGUCCAUCAUUGACGACGAUCAUACGGUACCUCCACUUUUGGAUAGACUUUUCUUUGCGAUUGAGACGAGAGCUCUGUUUGUGGAGGGAGUUUAUAGAAAAAGUGGAUCACUUCCUCAAGUCAGAAGCAUCCGGAAAGUGAUUGAGUCGACAGCAGACGCCGAAUCCGUGAACCUCGAGGAUGCGGGUGUCCAUGUACUCACCACUCUCGUCAAAGCGUUCUUCCGUGAACUCGCCGAACCCAUUAUCAUUUUUGAUCUCUAUGAAAACUUUUUGAAUGUCUCAGAAGUGGAAGAUAUGAGUGAACGAGUGCGUUGUCUCUCGGUCAUGAUCGAGCUCCUUCCAAAACCAAAUCGAGCCGUUUUGGACCGUCUAAUGUAUCAUUUGGCACGUGUAGCAGACCAGGAAGCUGUCAAUAAAAUGGGAUGUAACAAUCUUGCUCUAAUCUUCGGUCCAUGUGUUUUGAGAAGACAAGAUAGUGCUCACGCUCAGGAGCAGCUGAAUGAUGUGGGAAGACAAACGGGUUGUGUUCAAACUUUAAUUGAGGAGAAACUGAAACAGUACAAGGCGACAUUGCAUAAUAUUGUCGAGUUGGAGGACGCUAGUCAUAAGGUAUCCGCCAACUUACGCAAAAUCGAGGAGCAUCGUAGGAACAGCGAGCCAUCGAAAACGUCGCCGAACAUCGGAACAGCCAAACAACUUUUCGAGGAGCAAUUGGAGUUUUUGGGGAAACAAAAAGAACGUCUGCUCCAAGAGCUGCCGCCUCUCGCGCCCGUCGCCUCAUCCGAAGAUCUCUCGUCAUCCGAUGAGAACGCCGCUGCCUCCAGCUCCCUAUCCGUCGAAGAAUACGCACUUGAUCUCGAUGCACCGCCCGUCUUCUGUCUACUCAGAUAUCCGAAUAAGCUCCGCCCACCGGGUCCACCACAUCGAAGACGUCCUGAUUGGGAUCUUCGGAGAAAGGCAUUCGCCAAUUCACGUGGAAUUGUAUCGUUUUAUUCCUCACCGGUUUGA
Molecule: messenger RNA, 5601 nt
Organism: Caenorhabditis remanei
Lineage: Eukaryota; Metazoa; Nematoda; Chromadorea; Rhabditida; Rhabditidae
Exons: 28
Coding region: 1-5601 (1866 amino acids)
Biological process (GO): intracellular signal transduction
Cellular component (GO): myosin complex
Molecular function (GO): microfilament motor activity; protein binding; GTPase activator activity
Source: RefSeq, a predicted model, not a curated record